Messenger RNA from Coffea arabica (coffee), 1858 nucleotides. Its product is annotated as probable protein phosphatase 2C 65. NCBI's taxonomy places the organism in Eukaryota, Viridiplantae, Streptophyta, Magnoliopsida, Gentianales, Rubiaceae. Gene Ontology annotation, biological process: protein dephosphorylation. Gene Ontology annotation, molecular function: protein serine/threonine phosphatase activity. The record is from RefSeq and is a predicted model, not a curated record.
AUGGGUGCAUGUUGUUCGUGCCAACGAGUUGAAAGGUUUGACGGUUUCUAUGCUGCGGACGAGGUUGUAGAGAAAACGAUCGAAGACGAGGACCUUUAUGUAAGAAGAGGCGAUCAUGGCGCUCGUGUGAGGCUUCAAGGAUCGUCCAAGUACAUUUCUACGUUUAUUCAACAAGGCAAAAAGGGAACCAACCAAGAUGCCAUGACAGUAUGGGAGAGCUUCACAGGAGAGAGGGACAUGAUCUUUUGUGGUGUCUUUGACGGACAUGGUCCAUCCGGCCACGUUGUGGCACGUUAUGUGCGUGAUCUCUUGCCCUCCAAACUUUCAUCGUCAUCAUCAUCAGCAUCUAAGGGUUUUAAUAUCAGUGCUGCAAGCAGUGGUGGUGAUGAAAAUGCUGGCAAUUUUGGUGAUGGUAGCAGUCAUGAUUGUGACAAGUCUGAGAAUCAAUUCUAUUCUUCAUGGAAAGCUCGCAUAUUGAAGUCCUUCAAGGAAAUGGAUGAAGAACUUGAAGGUGACGCCGGUAUUGAGAGCUACUGCAGUGGUACAACUGCAGUGACAGUGAUUAAACAGAGAGAGCACCUGAUUAUUGCCAACUUGGGAGAUUCUCGAGCUGUUAUGUGUACCAGAGAUGACCAGGAUCUGCUCGUUGCCGAGCAACUGACGGUUGAUUUGAAACCAAACCUACCAAGUGAAGCUGAACGGAUUAGAAGUUGCCAAGGCAGAGUUAUGGCGAUGGAAGGAGAACCGAAUGUGUACAGGAUAUGGAUGCCUGAUGAAGAUUGCCCAGGUCUUGCCAUGGCAAGAGCAUUUGGAGACUUCUGCUUAAAAGAUUUCGGCCUCAUUUCAACCCCUGAAGUAUUUUACAGAAAGCUCACAGAGAGAGAUGAAUUUGUGGUCUUAGCAACUGACGGGAUAUGGGAUGUUUUAUCAAACAACGAGGUGGUAAGAAUAGUUGCAUCUGCAAGGAAGCGAUCCACGGCAGCCAAACUUCUGGUAGAUCGUGCCAUUCGAGCAUGGAGAUAUAAAUAUCCAUGCGCCAAGAUGGAUGACUGCGCAGUCGUAUGCCUGUUCCUAAAACGCCAGCGACCAUUGCUGACCAAGUCCCUGUCAGAAGUGACUGAACUCAGCUUAAACUAUACAGAGCUCGGUCCUGUAUCCCAUAAUUAUGUAUCAAGCUCGCGAAGUGACGAUGGCCUGGAUACCGUUUUGAACUGUCAAGUUAAAGAAAAGCCAACCCACGAUGUUCAGGGAGCUAAAGGCGAGCAAUUGGCGGAUUCUUCAGGGAGCUCAUCUAGUCGGGAAACCCUCAUUAGAAAUCGAAGACAUCCAACAGGGAACCUAGAAAAAGUUCAAUAAUGAGCAUUCAGACGCCACAACAUUCUGCUGAUCUCAAAACAUUCUGUAGGAGAGCCCAAGGGAGGGAGGGGGAAAAAAAAGAGUUAACAAUUGAAAUCAUCAUAACAUAACAUACGAUACAGGCUAGAAAUCGAUGAGGUGCUUGCUAGUAGAUGAUAUGGAUAUGGAUAAGGAUAGAGAGGUGGAAGGAACAAGGACCAAUUAGAGGACCAUUGCAUUGCAUGGCCCUGAAUAAUAACAAUUCAUUCCAUUGUCAUACGCAUUACUGUAUCCUUAUCGUUGUCAGUUUCAGCCUCCAUCCAUUCUACUCUCGCUUACUUUUGGGACUGUCGGACCUUUUGUGAUACUUAUAUGCUGCCAGCCUUUCUAGUCGAAGCAAUGUUAGCAUCUAUCAUGCUUUUUUAAUGUUAAUGUUUCAUAUUUGGUUGCGUAAUUUCUUCUAACAUACCGAGAUUUUCAAUAUAUAUUAGUAUAAUGUUAUAUUUCAAAUGCCACGAGGAAA